CUUCAGCUCAGAGCGAUGAAGCUCUUCGGCUGCCUCUUCCUCUUCUCCUUGGCCCUGGGCGCCCACAGUCAAAACUGGUUUAUGGAUUCUGGAAGAUUCAUUAAGCAGGCUGCUCAAGGUAGUUGGGAUAUGUGGAGAGCCUAUAGGGACAUGCGUGAAGCCAAUUAUAAAAAUUCCGAUAAAUAUUUCCACGCUCGAGGGAAUUAUGAUGCCGCUCGAAGGGGACCCGGAGGCGUCUGGGCAUCUGAAGUUAUCAGCGACGGCCGGGAAUUCCUGCAGGGAGGCUCCAGCGGGAGGGGAGUGGAGGACUCGCGGGCCGACCAGGAGGCCAAUCGCCACGGACGAAGCGGAGGAGACCCCAACCGCUACAGGCCGGCCGGCCUGGACAAGAAGUACUGAGCCACGAGUGUCCCCCCCUUCUCUCUCCCCUCAGACCGUCAUCUCCCCGAGAGCGGGGCCCCGUCUCUUCGCUGCCCAGCCCCGACACCGUGUUCGCUCAAUAAAUAUCCCGCCGAUGAUCCUAACUG
This is a messenger RNA of Tachyglossus aculeatus (Australian echidna), 527 nucleotides long. RefSeq names its product serum amyloid A protein-like. The transcript has 3 exons. Lineage: Eukaryota; Metazoa; Chordata; Mammalia; Monotremata; Tachyglossidae. Gene Ontology annotation, cellular component: extracellular region. The coding region runs from base 16 to 399 and encodes 127 amino acids. The record is from RefSeq and is a predicted model, not a curated record.